UUGAGUGAAGGCAGCUUUCAUAACUCAGGUCAGAGCAGAGACACAACACAGAGAGCCUGGACUCCACUGCUUCCAGUGCAGAAUACUUCUCUUAUUUCACUCUCAACAAUGCAGGAUCCUGGAGACUCUGAAUUUUGGACUCCUAGCCCAGAGGACUAUGAUUACCUGAAUGACACAGACUAUGCAUGUAAUGAUAGUGAAUGGGACCUGUCAUACUCCUUACUACCUGUAUUCUACAUGUUGGUCUUUGUGCUAGGACUGUCUGGAAAUGGGGUUGUCAUUUUCACAGUAUGGAAGGCUAAGCCCAAGAGGAGAUCUGCAGACACCUAUAUAGGUAACCUUGCCCUUGCUGACCUGGCUUUUGUUGUUACCUUACCUCUGUGGGCAACCUACACCGCUCUUGGCUUCCACUGGCCCUUCGGUUCUGCACUGUGCAAGAUCAGCAGCUACCUUGUAUUGCUGAAUAUGUUUUCCAGUGUUUUCUGUCUCACCUGUCUUAGUUUUGACAGGUACUUAGCCAUUGUUCACUCACUGUCCAGUGCCAACCUGCGCUCCCGCUCAACUAUGUUGAUAUCCUUAGCAGUAAUAUGGCUCCUUUCAGGGUUACUGGCUCUGCCAAGUCUGAUUCUCCGUGAUACACGUGUUGAAGACAACCACACCCUAUGUGACCUGGACUUUACUGGGCUCUCCAGCAAGGAGAAUGAAAACCUCUGGAUUGCAGGUCUCAGCAUUCUCACCACAGUGCCAGGCUUCGUUCUUCCACUGCUCCUCAUGACCAUAUUCUACUGUUUCAUUGGAGGAAAGGUUACUAUGCAUUUCCAGAACCUUAAGAAGGAAGAACAGAAGAAGAGGAGGCUUCUAAAGAUCAUCAUCACACUUGUGGUUGUGUUUGCUAUUUGCUGGCUGCCAUUUCAUAUUGUCAAAACAAUCCACUUCCUUGGCCUUGUGGGUGUUUUGGACCUCACCUGCUCCGUUCACUACUUGAUUGUCAGCCUGUAUCCCUACGCCACGUGCCUGGCAUACGUCAACAGCUGCCUCAACCCUUUUCUCUAUGCAUUUUUUGAUCUUAGGUUUCGCUCCCAAUGUUUUUUUUUUUUCGGACUUAAUAAAACCCUCCAUGGGCAAAUCAGCAACACCUCCUCCAGCCUGAGUGCCCAGACACAGAAAUCUGAAAUCCACCCUUUGGCAACUAAAGUGUAAUUAGGGAAGGGACACAGGAUGGACAAGGGAGAGAGGGAUGCUGUGCUUCAGACUGUGGGGCUCAUGAACUUUAUCUCUCACAGCUGGAAGGAGAAAGGCAUCUGCUGAUAACAGAAAGGUCUUCUGGAUUUUGCAUUACAGCCUGAAAGAUUUGAUUGGUGACUGUCUUUGCUCAUAAAAUAACAUAAAGCAUUGUCUAAAGGGCACCAAAGUCUUGCUCGAUCUCUCUCCUCGAGAGCUGGCAGGAUGGAGCAAGACUCGUUAUUUCUUGGGUCCGUUUAGGCUGCUAAUAUAUCCACUUCGAUGACAAUAACUAGCAAUGUCAUAUGAAAAUUGUUUAACACAUAUUACUCUCUCCAUUAUUACUUAGUGAUUUUAAUUUUAAAUCUGUAUAUAUUUGGCUUGUUAAAGCACUUGCAUAACAUUACAGAGCUUCUAUCUAACACACUGGCUAAUGGCAAUUUUGGGAUGUCCUAAUUAAGUUGAUUAAUUGUAUAAUGCUUAUCCUGAAGUGUCUUCCAAUGUUUUAGCCACGCUGUGAGAGAGGAGGUGGACACUUAGUGGGCUGAUAAACGGGUAGCAAUUCCUUGUAGAACAAUGUGUUGCUGUUCUCUCCAUUAACAUGUUAAGCCUGUCUUGCUCUAGUAUAUGUAUAGAUGUAUGUAUUGUAUAUAAAGAAAUAUAACGUAUCUCCUCGGAGAGGGGCAUUCUUUUAAAAUGUUUGAUAUACUUUUGUAGUAUGAUGCAAUAAAAUCUUUGAACUUAGCAAAAA
Pseudophryne corroboree (corroboree frog) is the source of this 1972-nucleotide messenger RNA. Its product is annotated as apelin receptor-like. The record is from RefSeq and is a predicted model, not a curated record. Gene Ontology annotation, molecular function: C-C chemokine receptor activity; C-C chemokine binding. Bases 109 to 1200 code for a protein of 363 amino acids. NCBI's taxonomy places the organism in Eukaryota, Metazoa, Chordata, Amphibia, Anura, Myobatrachidae. Gene Ontology annotation, cellular component: membrane; external side of plasma membrane. The transcript has a single exon. Gene Ontology annotation, biological process: calcium-mediated signaling; neurogenesis; cell chemotaxis.